Molecule: messenger RNA, 820 nt
Organism: Coniophora puteana RWD-64-598 SS2
Lineage: Eukaryota; Fungi; Basidiomycota; Agaricomycetes; Boletales; Coniophoraceae
Exons: 2
Coding region: 9-536 (175 amino acids)
Source: RefSeq, a predicted model, not a curated record
CUUGCACGAUGCUCACACCGGUCGCUGGUCCGUCGAGACUGCCAACGCUUGGUCUCACUGCGAAGAGGCUCGCCUCCUCUAAAGCCAAAGCUCGGCAUGACGCCAAAAUGCGCGCUCUCAUCUCCAUUUACCACCAGAGCGACCGGUUCAUAUCUCCCGAAAACCUCGAGAACGUCAUCGACGAGACGUUUGCCCCCAAACAAUCCAUGGCAUUCGGCAGCCAAAUAUCGCAGACUAACAAGGACGCUGAAUACAAUGCCCUCGCCAGCAUUAUACAAAAGCGCAAGGAAGCACCAAAGUUCCUAACGAACAUUGAUGAAAGGACCGACCUCGGGGAGGACACGUCGAUUUUUGCAAGCGCUAUGGGCGCGGCGUGGAAGGAGAGCCCGCAAGAGAGAAUGCGUCGUGUGCGCGAGGCGUUGUUGGGCACGAAUGCGAAGGGCCAGCCGUCUUGGGAGGUGCUGAAGGAGAAUGCGGGCCGGGUACGGCGGCAGGUAGACGAAGACGCGAAGGAGCACGCUCGCUCUAGUCAAUAGGCGCAGCACUCCACAGCAAACACCGCUGUUUACGUUCUGAACGUGAACCAUGGCGUUGUGCCAAACCCAAUGCCGAAGUUGAAAUGCCGAUUCGCGACGACAUGGUUGGUUGGUCAAAUGUUAACAUGACUGCGGCGCAUGCUCGCAGCAGGGCAACUUUGAUCUCACUAUAGACAAGCAUCAGUUUUAAUAAUAUCUUAUGCACACUCUGUCUGCUUUUCACAUCUUGCUGACUCGCCGAAACUUGCGCGUCAUGUUGCCGGACUUUGCAUCGGUCAAUAUCU